AUGCUGGUGAACAUCGCCCUGCUGAUGAUGGAGUUCGAGUGGCUGAUGUGGCCCGGCGAUGCGUUAGCAGUCAGGCAGUCUGGGCCAAAGCACAGACAGAGGUUUCUCUGUGAGCUGAGAGUGCACAAUUACACCUACACAGCAGUUGGCAAUUCUACAAGCAAGAAAGAUGCCCAGACAAAUGCAGCAAAGGAUUUUAUCCAGUAUCUGGUCAGAACUGGUGAAGUUAAUCCCACUGAGGUUCCAUCAGAGAAGGUGGCAGGAGCGCCGGCGCCGGCGGCGACCUCGCAGCACGGGUUCGCCGCCACCCCGCUGCAGCCGGUGCCGCAGCUGCACGAGCCAGGCAAUGUGUACAAGCCCAUCAAUUCAGCCCCAAACUCAACAUAUUUGGACAAGAUUGUGGCCAUGAACAAGAAAGAGGUUGAAGGGCAAGAGGAUGUGGACAUCAAUGCCAGCAUCCAUGGCAACUGGAGCAUGGAGAAUGCCAAGUCAAAGCUGCACCAGUUCCUGCAGACCAGCCGCGUCCAGGCCGACUAUACGUACUCGCACGUAGGGCCCGACCACAACAAAAGCUUUGUGGCCGAGAUGGGCUUUUAUGUGCGUGAGCUGAGCAGAAAUAUCCACGCCAGGGAGCAGGGCUCCAACAAACAGGCGGCGUCCAAGGCGUGCGCUCUGUCGCUGGUCCGCCAGCUGUUCCACCUGGGCGUGAUCGAGGCGUUCUCGGGCACGCUGAAGAAGGAGCGCUCGGACGAGAUGCCGGCCUACCCAGUGGCACUGGCGCCCGAGCUGCAGAGCCAAGUGGACGCGGUGCUGGAGAAGCUGGAGCUGAAGCUGCCGGAACUCAAGCCGUCCGUCGACGAGCCGGUGUCACUGGUGAGCGACACGCGGCUGGCCGACUUCCAGGCGGCCGCCCAGCCGCAGCCGGCCGGCGUCGUCUCCUGGUCGCCGCCGCAGACCAACUGGAACCCGUGGACCUCGUGCAACAUCGACGAGGGUCCCCUGGCCACGGCAACGCUGGAUGCUAUCUCGGAGGACCUGUGCACCAGCUACCAGGACCAGCUGAAGGAGGACGCAGCUCUGCAGCACAUGGUGGAGCAGCGGCGCCAGUUGCCGGUGGCCGACUGCCGCGACCACAUCCUGCAGACCAUCUGCGACAACCCGGUGGUGUUGAUCCGCGGCAGCACCGGCUGCGGCAAGACCACCCAGGUGUGCCAGUACAUCCUGGACGAGCACAUCCAGUCGGGCCAGGGCGGCCACUGCAACAUCGUGGUGACGCAGCCGCGCCGCAUCUCGGCCGUCUCGGUGGCGGACCGCAUCAGCCAGGAGCGUAGCCAGCCGCUGGGCCAUGCCGUCGGCUACAGCGUACGCUUCGAGUCGGUGCUGCCGCGGCCGUACGGCGCCAUCCUCUUCUGCACCGUCGGGGUGCUGCUGCGCAAGCUGGAGGCCGGUCUGCGCGGCAUCUCGCACGUGAUCGUGGACGAGAUCCACGAGCGCGACAUCAACUCCGACUUCAUCCUGGUGGUGCUGCGAGACAUGGUGCGCCAGUACCCCGACCUGCGGCUCAUCCUGAUGUCGGCCACCAUCGACACCAGCCUCUUCAUCGACUUCUUCGGCGGCUGCCCGGUGGUGGAGGUGCCCGGCCGCGCCCACCCCGUCCAGCAGUACUUCCUGGAGGACUGCGUGCAGCUGUGCCAGUUUGUGCCGACGCCCGACAAUAGGAAGCGGAAGCGAGACCGUGACGAUGACGACGACGAGGCCGGCGGCGGCGACGACGACGCCAACGCCAACCUGAACAAGGUGGUGGACGCGAGCCGGUACGACGCGGCCACGCGGCAGACCAUGACGCAGCUGCUGGAGCGCGACACCAACUUUGAACUGAUCGAGGCCCUGCUGCGCUACUGCAAGGGCACUGGAACGACCGGCGCCGUGCUCAUCUUCCUGCCGGGCUGGAGCCUGAUCUUCGCGCUGAUGCGCCACCUCCAGCAGAGCUCGACCUUCGGUGGUCCCGGGUACCUGGUGCUGCCGCUGCACUCCCAGCUGCCGCGGGAGGACCAGCGGCGCGUGUUCGACGCCGUGCCGGAGAACGUCACCAAGAUCAUUCUGUCCACCAACAUCGCGGAGACGUCCAUCACCAUCAACGACGUGGUGUUCGUCAUUGACUCGUGCAAGGCCAAGAUGAAGAUGUUCACGACGCACAACAACAUGACCAACUACGCCACCGUUUGGGCGUCGCGCACGAACCUGGAGCAGCGGCGCGGCCGGGCCGGCCGCGUCGGGCCCGGCUUCUGCUUCCACCUGUGCAGCCGCGCCCGCUUCGAGCGCCUGGAGGAGCACAUGACGCCGGAGAUGUUCCGCACUCCGCUGCACGAGGUGGCGCUGACCAUCAAGCUGCUGCGGCUGGGGGGCGUCGGCGACUUCCUCUCCAAGGCCGUGCAGCCGCCGCCCAUCGACGCCGUGAUCGAGGCCGAGUGUCUGCUGCGCGAGAUGCGCUGCCUGGACGCCAGCAACGAGCUGACGCCGCUGGGCCGGCUGCUGGCGCGGCUGCCGGUCGAGCCCCGCCUGGGCCGCAUGCUGGUGCUGGCCUGCUGCUUCGGGCUCGGCGACGCCGCCUGCACCAUCGCCGGCCAGGCGGACGGCCAGGACGUGUUCCAGUCAGGCCCCGACCAGCGCCGCGGCAACUACCACCAGCGCCGCUUCGCUGGCAACCGCUGCUCCGACCACCUGGCCGCGCUCAACGCCUUCCAGGCGUGGGAAGAGGCGCGCCAGGCGGGCGAGCAGGCCGAGAUCCAGUUCUGCGACUCCAAGCUGCUCUCCAUGCCGGCGCUGCGCGUCCUGUGGGAGGCUAAGAACCAGCUGAAACAGCUGCUGGUGUCGGCUGGCUUCCCGGAGGAGAGCAUGCUGUCGCAGACACUCAACUGCUGGGGGCCUGACCCGGCGCUGGACGUGCUGGUGGGGCUGCUGGCCGCCGGCACCUACCCCAACGUCUGCUACCACAGGGAGCGGCGCAAGGUGCUGACCAUGGAGUCCAAGCUGGCGCUGGUGCACAAGGCGUCGGUGAACUACAGCAAAGUGGACAUCCAGUUCCCGUCGCCGUUCUUCGUGUUCGGCGAGAAGAUCCGCACGCGAGCCGUCAGCUGCAAGCAGAUGACCAUGGUGACGCCGCUGCACCUGCUGCUGUUCGCCGCGCGGCGCGUGGAGGUGCACGGAGAGGUGGUCAAGCUGGAUGGCUGGGUGAACCUGGGCAUGCCGGCGACGGUGGCGGCGCGCGUCGUCCUGCUGCGGCCGGCGCUGGAGCAGCUGCUGGUGCACGCCUGCGGCGACCCUGAGUCGGUGGCGCGGCCCAGCGACCAGGACGCCGCCACGAUCGCCUGCGUGCGCCAGCUGUGCCGCAUGAACGCUGCGCGCCACGGCCUUGAGCCGCUGGCGCCGCCCGUGGCCGGACCAGCCGCCAGUCGGCCGUUCCACGGACCGAGGCCGCGCCUCGACGGACCGCCGCCAGGUGGCCGCGGCGGCUCGUUCAACUCGAUGUUCGGCUCGUACGGCGGCGGGUACCGGCCGCGGCCGCGCGGCGCCAGCUUCAGACCUCAGCUUAAGGCCAUCUGGCUUCAAUUUGUGUAA
Molecule: messenger RNA, 3618 nt
Organism: Pollicipes pollicipes
Lineage: Eukaryota; Metazoa; Arthropoda; Thecostraca; Pollicipedomorpha; Pollicipedidae
Gene: mle
Product: dosage compensation regulator mle
Exons: 24
Coding region: 1-3618 (1205 amino acids)
Biological process (GO): positive regulation of transcription by RNA polymerase II; regulation of mRNA processing
Cellular component (GO): intracellular anatomical structure; ribonucleoprotein complex; nucleolus
Molecular function (GO): ATP binding; RNA helicase activity; 3'-5' DNA helicase activity
Source: RefSeq, a predicted model, not a curated record